Apodemus sylvaticus (European woodmouse) is the source of this 2527-nucleotide messenger RNA. RefSeq names its product protein phosphatase 1 regulatory subunit 15A (gene Ppp1r15a). Gene Ontology annotation, biological process: response to endoplasmic reticulum stress. Bases 366 to 2459 code for a protein of 697 amino acids. The transcript has 3 exons. Gene Ontology annotation, molecular function: protein phosphatase regulator activity. Lineage: Eukaryota; Metazoa; Chordata; Mammalia; Rodentia; Muridae. Gene Ontology annotation, cellular component: protein phosphatase type 1 complex; endoplasmic reticulum. The record is from RefSeq and is a predicted model, not a curated record.
AAUCUCCAAGAGACGUUCAUGUUGUUUUCCAAUUUCCACCUUUCCCAGGGACUUCCGAAACCCCGCCUCUCCGGUGACGUCAACACAGCGCUGCGUCGGAUUAUAAAAGCCGCGUUGUCUGCGCUGGCGCAGAUUGACUCACUUCUCAGCUGGUGGAAGAUUACAUGCGAGACCCCGCGCGACCCCGCAUCCCUUUGCCGGGACAGCCUUUGCUACAGUCUGUGAGACAUCGCGUCCCCGAGCCCCACGCCUGAGGGCGACAUGAACCCGCUGGCUUUGCGAGCAGUCCGGACCCACGACCGCUUUUGGCAACCCGAACCGGCGCUUCAGCCCCCGGGGUGACGUGCAGCCCGCCGCCCAGACACAUGGCCCCAAGACCCCAGCAUAUUCUACACUGGAGGGACGCCCACUCCUUCUACCUCUUGUCCCCACUGAUGGGUUUCCUCAGCCGGGCCUGGAGCCGCCUGAGGGGCCCUGACGUCCCAGAGGCAUGGCUGGCAGAAACAGUAACAGGAGCAGAUCAGGUAGAGGCUGACGCUCUGCAGACGCCUCCCCCUGACUCUGGGAACCACCUCCCUCACAGGGAGGCUGAAGAAAAUGGAUCUCCCGAACAGAGUGAAGCAGCCCAGAGGCUCUGCCCUGUGGAAGCCAAAAGUUCCCCUCCUGAAACUUGGGGACUUUCAAAUGUUGAUGAAUAUAAUGGGAAGAAGCCAGGACAAGAUGGCCUUGGAGAGCAGGAAAUGGAACACACAUCCGGCGUGUCUACACCGCUGUCCCCUCGCCUGCAAAGGGCUGAUAAGAGGCCUGGGGAGGUGGUAGCUAAAGAGGGUGUGACUGAACCAGCUUAUCCCGCAUCACACUGGGAGGGUGGUCCAGCCGAGGAUGGAGAAACUGUGGAGGCUGCUUACCAAGCCGCUGCUGCUUCCAUAGCUCCAGGAUACAAACCCAUCACUUCUGUGCAUUGCCCAGGGGAGGCAGAACAGCAAGCCACGGAAGAGAAGGGAACGGCGAGCAAGGCUGACCCCUCCGACUCUCCUUCAGGCUCCCGCUCCAGAGCCUGGGAGGACCACUCUAGAGAAGGGCCUGAGCAGGAGGGAGAAGCCGAGCUAGAGCCACACGGGGCACGGCAGGGUCACCCUUGUCGGAAUGCAGAGGCCGAGGAAGGACCUGAGACGACUUCUGUCUGUGAUACAGGGAAUGCCUUCCUGAGGGCCUGGGUGUGUCGCCCAGGGGAGGACACAGAGGAGGAAGACUCAGAGGAGGACACAGAGGAGGAAGACACUGCUCAGGCCUGUACCAGUAACACCCAUACAAGUGCCUUCCUGAAGGCCUGGGUGUGUCGCCCAGGGGAGGACACAGAGGAGGAAGACUCAGAGGAGGACACAGAGGAGGAAGACACUGCUCAGGCCUGUACCAGUAACACCCAUACAAGUGCCUUCCUGAAGGCCUGGGUGUAUCAUCCGGGAGAGGACACAGAGGAGGACACAGAGGAGGAGGACACAGAGGAGGAAGACACUGCUCAGGCCUGUACCAGUAACACCCAUACAAGUGCCUUCCUGAAGGCCUGGGUGUAUCAUCCGGGAGAGGACACAGAGGAGGACACAGAGGAGGAGGACACAGCUCAGGCCUGUACCACCCCCUGUACAAGUGCCUUCCUGAAGGCCUGGGUGUAUCACCCAGGAGAGGACACAGAAGAAGAAGAAGAAGACAGCAGUGAUGUGGAUUCAGCCAAGGAAGACACAGCUCAGGCCUGUACCACCCCCUGUACAAGUGCCUUCCUGAAGGCCUGGGUGUAUCGCCCAGGAGAGGACACAGAGGAAGACACAGAAGAGGAAGAGGACAGUGAGAAUGUGGCCCCAAGUGGCUCAGAAACAGCUGGCUCAGGCCAGAGUCCCUGCCUUGAGCCCCAGCAUUGUCUACCAGGAGAGAAGACCAAAGGGAAUGGGGAAGUGGAGCCCUCUCCCUGCCGGGUGGCCUUCUAUUUACCUGGAGAGCCAGCACCACCUUGGGCUGCUCCUAAGCUGCCCCUUCGACUGCAGAGGAGGCUCAGACUGCUCAAAGCCCCCACCCAGGAUCAGGACCCUGAGGCACCUCUGGAAGCUAGAAAGGUGCACUUCUCUGAGAAAGUCACAGUCCAUGUCCUUGCUGUCUGGGCGGGACCAGCCCAGGCUGCCCGUCGCGGUCCCUGGGAGCAGUUUGCACGAGAUCGAAGCCGCUUUGCCCGACGCAUUGCCCAGGCCGAGGAGAAGCUGGGUCCCUACCUUACCCCUGCCUUCCGGGCCAGAGCGUGGGCCCGCCUUAGAAACCCAUCCCUUCCUCGGGCCUCCUCACCUCCUCCACAGCCCGAGCCUUGCUGUUGCCCUGAGGCCACGCCCCUGAGCCAAGAUGUGGCCACACCCUCUCCCCUUCCCAGUGGAAUCCCUCCUCCCAGCCUGUACCUGGGAGAGAGGCAGGGCUAAGCCUGAGUACUUUCCUGUUAUUUAUUUAUUUAUUUAUUUUAAUAAGAAAUAAAGCUUUUUGAUUUGUA